UGCACUGUUGGAUAGAAUUUAAAGAUGGCUGAUUCUGGCGAUCUGUUCUGACUGCAAAUCCUUUUCUUUCAUAUUUUCUUUUGAAUAAACAUUUCAAUUGUACAUAACAGUUUACAGUGUAAGUUCAUAAUAUGUACCACUUCAUGUAUUCAGUGUAAGAAGUAUGUGCGGAUCGAAUCGAUUGCUUUCUUCGUAAAUAUAAGUGAAUCUAGGUGCACAGUUCGUGUGAUAAGAUUUUAAUUGAUGUUUUUCUUAUAUCAUGUAAAGACUGAACAAUGUGAAUAUUGCCUGUGUGAAAAGGAAUAUACUUAGAUUAACUCAUUCAACCAUGGAUAAAGUACAAAUGAAAAAAGAACCACCCCCUGAAUCAAUGCAGCACAGGUCAGAUACGUCAGAAGUAUGCUUCGUAUGCGGCAACCGUAGUCACCCUCACUCCUAUUGGCUGAACACCAAGCCGGUGCCCAACAACCCCAAGGAGCCAUAUUUUCCUUUUCUGGAAACCCAUGAGCCUCCAGCCCAUUACGUGUCCAAAAGUGAUGUAGCAGUACCGUCGUGCUUUCUCUGUUACACUUUGCUACUUCAACAGUGGGCCACCCACGAACUAACCUCCAAACCACAUUCUGAAAGGCUAUAUUGGCUCAAGAGGGUGGACAAUGGACCUUUCACCGGAGCCGAUAUGGGGAUGCAGGGCGAAUACGCUGCGCAGCUUGGUCUUAACGGUGAUAGUAACUCGGUGAAUAGCAUGGGGCCGAAGCCCAAGCAGAUGAGACUGAGUCCGAGGAUGUCCCCAAGACCACAACAGGUUACUAACCAUGAUCGGAUAGCUGAAGAUCCAGUAUCCUUAGACUCUGCGUUAGACCUUACCCAUUCCCAACUGCAGGUCAUCCCAACGCCACCACAGCCAACACAGUGUGUUUCGGUGCCAAUAUACCAUAGUCAAAAUUCAAAUUCAUCAACUGGAACAGACAUUUUAGAUCUGAGUAUGCCAGACAAAAACUCGGUAACCGAAGUUUGUUAUGUUUGCGGAGACGAAUUCAAAAGAGGUAGUUUGGAUAUGAUUGCAUCCAAACAACAAAUUGAAGCAAUCAACCAACCUUUUUUUCCAAGUCUGAUAGAGCACCCUAGGCCUAGCAGAUCCCGACCAAUAGAUUCAGCAGGAAAAGUGCAAGCUUGUGUGGAUUGUCAACAGUACUUGCUGAAACAGUGGCAAGCUUUUCAGGCACAGGGAGUUCCCCAUGCGGAGAGAAAGUAUAUACUUAGGAAAAGGGUCUCGUCGAAUAUAGAUACGACUACGUUUGUUUGUUACACCUGUGCCUUGGAGUACCCUUCUAGUAGUAUAAGACUUUUCUAUUGUCGACCUAACUCGGACAACGAACCAUACUUCCCGUUCAUUGCUACUAUACCUGCUCCCCCUGGUGCAAGUCCAAUAAGUCCACAAGGUAUGGUACAAAUCUGUUCGGCUUGUUAUGAAACUAUUCCACUCAAGCACCAAGCUUAUGGUGGACCAGGAGAUGCCAAUGCUGGGUCAACAGAAAACCAUGUAUCUGUCACUGAAGUGCAAUAUUUAAAUAAUUCUUCAUCAAGACCUAUCACUGCCAAAUCUCCAGCAAAUAGUGCAGGUUCAGAUAUUAGGUACAAGCCUUACAGCAUUUCUCCUGCCAUUGUAACAAGUAAAAAAAAGCAAGCAGCUAUAGAAAAUAGACAACGAAUGGGAUUAGCAAGUAGAACAACUUCACCCAUUACCGAUGUAAAUGGCCAAAGUAGUGGACAGAGUUACAGGUGCUAUAUUUGUUCUGGUCUCUAUCCACGAACUCAGAUGGAAUGGCUUAGUACUUCUCCUGAAGGUAUGAACUCUCAUGCUAUGCACUUUCCAUGUUUGAGUGGUAUGGCUAGAACAUCAGAAAACAGUUGUAAGGAUUCUCAUGGUAGGGUAUUAAGCUGUACAAAAUGUGUGAAUCAUUUGGCACAACAGUGGGAAAGUUUUGAAAGUGACAGAGUUCCAUUGGAGAGGAGGAGGUAUGAUGUACCUCUUCCAGAAACAACAUCAAAUGGCGAUCGGGGUAUACCAACGCCACCUAGCACUAAUAGUGAACGAACAGUAACGAGCAAUCCUGGGGCAAGUAGUAUUUAUUGUUUUCUCUGUGGACUACAUUCGGAAUUUGUUUUGGCCAGAGUUUUGUACAGUAAACCCCAGGGGCGAAAUGCCCCAUAUUUCCCUGCUUUGUUGAGUCAUCAUAGCCCACCAAAUGCCGAACAGUUGAGGGAAGACGGAUCGGCAUUGGUUUGUACAUUUUGUUAUCACAGUUUAGUAAGUCAGUGGCGGCGAUAUGAAGCUCAAGGUGGAGCUGCCCCCCAUGCUGAGAGGAGAGAAUAUAAUACUAGGGAUUAUUGUUGUUAUGUGUGCGGAGUCACUACUUAUAGGAAAAGAGUUAGAGCCCUUUUGAUAAAGGACUUUCCCUUUCUACGAUUUCAUCCUCAACCUGAGUUUUCUUUGUUAUUGGAGAAUGGGGAUUAUGCUGUGGUAUGUUUAGACUGUUAUGAAACUCUUAGGACACAAAGUUUAGAGUAUGAACGAUGGGGUCUUCCUUUAGACAAAAGACAAUAUAAUUGGAUAUUGCAACCUCCUCCUCCAGAAGAUAGUCCAGAGGCUGCUGUUGCUAGACUACCAAGUGGCCAAAGGAGUGAUAAAGUGGUUCCUACAACAUUUAUAGCUAAGCCUUCUAAAAAGAGUUCCCCUAAAAUAUCGGAAAAAAAAGUGGCGAAAUCAGAUCCAAAUGUUCUCUCAAGCAGUCCAAAACUCACCUCAACUAAUGGCAAUAGCAAACCUAGAGUAUCUUCUGGUCAUACAGUUCCUGGACCCGGUCCUGGAAACCAGAACCAGAAUUCCCUAUCUUUUGCUGCUGCAUUGAGAACAUUGGCUCAACAGUCUGUGCCUCCUACAGGUGAACAUCCUCCAUCUGCUCAUAAUUCAACAGAAACUUCAAGGAGAGAUCAAGGUAUGAGUAAUUCAGAAAAAGUCAAGGUUAAUUCUGAAGUAAAUCUUUAUGGUAAUAAUUCUACAUCAGUCAGACCUUCAGAUUCAAGAAUGCCGUUAGCUAGUCCUGCAGAUAGAUAUUCAGCACCUACAAUGCCAGAUCUAGGAAGAAGUGGUUUCCAACCUUAUAGACCAGAAGACAGAGUGCCAGUUGUGCCACCAGUAGGAUUGGAUGUUGGAGUUUAUCCUCCCUAUGGAUAUCCUUCAAUACCAAUGAUAGACGAACAACUUUAUUACGAUCGAGCUAGAUUACUAAGGCCUCCAUGGCCACCUUUUGGGCAUCCAAUGGUCAAUCCAUACAUGAUGCCCGGAGCUGGGGCAAUACCCUUUUAUAUGCCUGAUAGCUUAAAGGUAGAAGAAGAACAUAGGAGACUUGUGGCUCUGAAGAAAGAUGAACAAAUGGAACGUGAACUUUUGCAGCAUCAAAGGGAAAGGGAACAAAGGGAGAAAGAGAGAGUACUGAGGGAGAGAGAAAAAGCUCAAUCUCGUGUUUCACCUCAUAUUCCCCCACCUUCUCAUUUAACAGCUCAAUCUCCUCUAAUGGUUCCAUUACUUCAUCCUGGCUCAAUGCUUCCUCCUACACCUUUAGGUCUAUCAUCUCGAAAUUCAAUGUCCAUGAACACUCCAUUUUUACCACCAGUUUCCUUACCACAAGCUUACUCUGUCCCAAGAUCAAGUCCUAAUUUACAUAGGCAGUCUCCACAUGCUUCUUCUCACCCUUCAUCAUCUAGUUAUAUGUCCCAUCGACAAUCUCCUAUUAUACAACCAUCAGGACCCCUCAUUAAUAAUGCUAUGGGACCAUCUAGUCAAGUUCCUCGUUCAUCUCCCAAACCACCAACUCCAAAAUCUGCCAGUAUUCCUCAAAUGCCUACUAGAGGUGGAGGAGCUUCUACUCCUGGUUCCAGGUCAAAUACACCCUCUGCAGGAACUACAUCUGGACAUUUGCUUGGAGGAAAUUGUACUCCACAUCGUAGCAGCUCUACACCAGUUCAAAUAAGUUCGACGCCCAAUCCACAAGAAGACAAGCUACCUCAGGAAGUUAAUUCUAUCUCAGUUGCUCAAGUACCACCCUGUACAAGCGCAGCCAGGAAGCCUACUGUAGCACCAAGUAAUAUUGCGAAUCAUCAAAUUCACAACUUAGGUGUCAGCAUUCCUGUUGAAGCCAAAAACAUAACUUCAAUUACUAAUCAAAAUAAAGAUCAGAAUUGUCAACCCAUUGCUUCUAAAUUAAAUAAAAUAUUUAAUCAUAACAUAGAAUCAAUCGUUAAUAAAAAUUUGGAAAACGAAAUUCAGGCUACAAAACAGAUUAAUAAAAUAUCAGAAUUUCCUUCACUUGAAAGUGUUCAGAAUAUGAAUAGUUCUGAUAAUGAAAUGAGUUUAAUUGAAAGAAACUCAGGUUCACGACUGUUUGAUGAUAAAACUGUAAACCAGAAAAAAGUCUCAUUGAAUUUGGGUUCUGACAAGUUUAAAAAUAAAAGUAAUAUUCCCAAUAAUGGAGAUGAAAUAACACUAGUUAAUAUAUUAGGUCUGGACAAAGACUUUACAAAGAGGGACAGCUUGUCUCUAUGGGAAGAAAGAAAAGAAGUUAUGCAUAGCAAGAAUAUUAUUUUUGGCAAUUCCAAUUUGCCAGAGUUGAGUGCACAAGUCAAGCAUGGGAGUACACCUAUAAACAACCCUAGUCACCAAACAUUCAGCCCACAGUUACCUGCACCUUCCCCUAAUUACCCAGUUCAGAGUCAAGUUACCCAAAUAAUUGUUGAAAUACCUAAAGAAAGCCAUAAAGCUCUUACAGGUAGUGUUCCUAUUGUAAACAAUAAUUAUAUUAAUAAUAUCCCACCUACUAGUCAAACUCAUACUGAAAAUUUGUUGCAAAUGACUGAAGAAGAAAUAAAAUCAGAAUGUAACGACUUAAAUGAAAACAUUGAUGCUGAAAUGAAAGAGAACAUAGAAGUUCCUAUAUUCUGGAAUCGAUCAAUAGUAGAGAAGAAUCCUUGCAUACCUGGCUUAGCUGAUAAAAGUGGGAAUCAAUUCACUGUAUUAAAUAUUCCUUCAGUACUAGGCUCUUCAUACAAAAGGAAAAUAUUGAGCAAGAUUGAUUUAGCAGUGAUGAGAAAAAAGUUGAGAAGACAAAAAAAGGUGACAAAAACGAAAAGGAUAAACAAAUUGACCCAUAAUCCCGAAAAUAAUGUUUCGAAGCAGUUCGAAGUUAAUGUUCAUGGUUGUUCUGAUAGUUCUUCGAGCUCAAGUACUGAUUCAGAAUCAGAUUUUGAAGUUUCUGAGUAUGAUACUUGGAUUAAAUCAGGGCCACCCUUAAAACAUGCUUACUCUCCCAAAAAAAUGUGCUUCCUCCAGAUUUUUGGUUUAACUUCUCAUACAAAGAAAAAUUCUAUCGAAAUAGAAAAACUGGAAAAACGGAAGUGGCAACAAGUGGUAACCAUUGCAGAUCACAGGGAUCAACAAAGCCAAUCAGAGAAAAAAGUCUGUUCAUUAAAUUUACCUGUGCCUUCAAAAUCACCUUCAGUGUUGAAUUACUCUACAGAUUAUAGAAAAAAAUCAAACUUCCUUCAAGUGUUGGGCCUUAAUACUGUACCUGCAAGAGUUAGAGAUGAAAUGGAAAACAAUUGGAUGAAAAUAAUCGAAGAACGCCUAAAAAGAAGUGAAGAAACACCUCUUACUUGCUAUAGCUUGAUUUAUCACCGAAAGCAGAAACCUCACUUGAAUAUGGGUUCUAAUGAUCUUCUCACAGAUAAACAUUCAUUGGAUCAUUUUAAGAUUCCAAUAGUACAUCGUUUCUCUACUGCUGUUCAACAUACUAUGAAUUCUGAAAAUACCGUUUUUUGUGCCAGAAAUGUAAAUGUCAUUGUGCCUAAUUUCAACAAUGUGAAAGACAAGAGUAAAGAUUGUGUCACUGUACCGUCAUUUAAGGCUAAACAAGUUACAUUUGAAAAAAAAUUAAAAUGGCCAGGGAUACAAGAAGUGAUGGAAUCAUAUGAGGAUUAUUCUAGAGAAAGGAAGCAUGAAAUUGAAACAUUAACUAGACAGAAUCAAACACUGAAAGAAGAUGCUAAAACUUUAAUUAGCCAAGAAAGAUUACUUGUUCGGAAACAAAGAGGCUUGAAUUCCGCUUUAUUUCUUAUGGAACAAGAGAAGAAACGAUUACAGAAUGAAGUUGACCAUCUCAUGAAAAUGGUUAAAAACUUUCGGUAGCAGACGUUCUUUAUCUCUGAUUAAUAUUUCAAAUGAUUUUUGUUUUGUUUGAUUUCCUUCUUUUAUUUUCAUUUUUGGAAUAUUGGACCAAAUAUCUUUUAUAUUUUGGCGGAAGAUAGUUUAGUCUACAGUUUGAUUAUUUUGAUAGCAAAUGCAAUAACUUAUUUAACUUGAAGAUGGUGUAAUCGAUCGAAAUAGACUGUGAUGAAAUAUUGCAUUUCGUGGUGGAGUAGUGUACUUAUUUUUCUUUGUUGGUCAAUAGUAUUAUUUCCAUAUUGACGUAUUUUUAUUGCAUAUUUAAUUUUUUAUAUACCUAUAUUUAAGAUGAGAUCGUAAAAACCAAAUUGGAAAAUAAUAUUGUUGUAUGAUUUGGUAUGUUGAUUUUACGGGUGUUUAAUUUAGAUAGUGUUCACUAAUUCUGUGAUAAAUACUUUUAGUAUCUUGACGUAAACACUGUUUCUAGCAUGACAACUUAAUAAAUGUACAGAUGAAUGAUUAA
Harmonia axyridis is the source of this 6740-nucleotide messenger RNA. RefSeq lists its product as uncharacterized. Gene Ontology annotation, molecular function: RNA binding. NCBI's taxonomy places the organism in Eukaryota, Metazoa, Arthropoda, Insecta, Coleoptera, Coccinellidae. The coding region runs from base 329 to 6241 and encodes 1970 amino acids. The transcript has 17 exons. The record is from RefSeq and is a predicted model, not a curated record.